ACGGCGGGCAGGCCGGGGAGUAGAGCCAAGGCCGGGGCGGGUGGGGCGCCUGUCCCCGCCCGGCGGCCCCGGGGGAGGUGCUGGGCCGAGCCGCGCCACGCCGGCCCCGGCCGCCUCCUGCCGCUACCCGGGGCGAAGGCUGCUGCCGCCGGCGUGAAUAAUGUUUCCAACAUGUCUGUGCAGUCGCUGCUUUGCGAAAGAAUUGCCGUUGCCAAAGAAUUGAUCAAGAGAGCAGAAGCCCUUUCCAAGUCCCAGAAAAGGAGAAUAGAAGGUGGGGCAAAACUAUGUGGCAAACUGAAGGCUGAGCUAAACUUCUUACACAAGGUGGAGGCAGGGAAGGUGGCCAUUAAAGAAUCCCAUCUGCAGAGUACAAACCUUACCCAUCUCCAAGCCAUUAUUCAGUCAGCAGAGAACCUGGAGGACGUUGUCAGUGUCCUCCAUGUCUUUGCCUACGAGGACAGGUUUGGAGACAAGCAGACGCUGGUGGUAGAUGUUGUCGCAAACGGAGGUCACACGUGGGUGAAGGCCAUCGGUCGGAAGGCUGAGGCGCUGCAUAACAUCUGGCUGGGGAGAGGCCAAUAUGGUGACAAGAGUGUUAUCGAGCAGGCGGAGGACUUCCUGCAAGCAAGCCGUCAGCAGCCAGUGGAGUAUAGCAAUCCCCACAUAAUCUUUGCAUUCUACAACAGCGUGUCCAGUCCUAUGGCAGAGAAACUCAAGGAGAUGGGAAUAUCUGUGCGAGGAGACAUUGUGGCUGUGAACUUACUGGCGGAGCCAUCUACGGAAAACCAACACCUUAGUGCCAGUGAAUCAGAUGAAGAAGGCCCUGAACUCCUGCAGGUGACCAGCGUAGACCGGGAGAAUUUAGUGGCCAGCAUUGCUUUUCCCACACAGAUCAAAGUAAACGUGUGCAAUAGAGUUAACUUGGACAUCACUACCUUAAUAACUUACGUCUCUGCUUUGAGCUAUGGUGGCUGCUACUUCAUCUUCAAAGAAAAAGUGCUAACAGAGCAAGCGGCUCAAGAAAGGAGGGAGAGAGUCCUGCCUCAGCUGGAGGAGUUCAUGGAGGGGAAAGAGCUCUUUGCCUGUGAAUCUGCUAUCAGAGAUUUUCGGUCCAUCUUGGAAACACUGGGGGGGCCUGGGGAGAAAGAGCGAGCUGCGUUGCUUGUUAAAAGAAUUAACGUGGUGCCAGAUCAGCCAUCUGACCGUGCUUUAGGACUAGUGGCGAGUUCCAAAAUCAAUAGCCGUUCUCUUACCAUUUUUGGGACAGGAGACACUUUAAAAGCCAUCACCAUGACUGCAAAUAGUGGUUUUGUGAGGGCAGCAGCUAACCAAGGUGUCAAGUUCAGUGUUUUUGUCCAUCAGCCGCGAGCAUUGACAGAAAGCAAAGAAUCUGUUGCCACACCCUUACCAAAGAGCUGCUCGGCUGAUAAUGGGCUAUAAGUCAUUAAAGGAGUUAAUCAUUGAAAUAUUGCAGGUGCUGCAGUGGAGGUGUUUGGAGAAAUAAGAGUUGUCAUCAUACGUUUUUAGGUGUGUAUCAGUGAAAUCAGUAACUGUAGCAGUGGAAGCGUUCCUCAAAGGAUUUAUAAUAUAUUUACUCAAUUCUUGCUUUUUUUGUUCAGCUGUCUGUUAAUUUAUUCACUAAGGUAAUAAGAUUUCAGUGAAAAUUGUUAACUGGCUUACAGUAUAUUAAUUGUAUCCAUCCCUAUUAAAAAGUUCAGUUAAAGCACAGUUGUCUUUGUGCCCUUGUCAUUUUUGUCCUCUUCAAAGAGAUUGAAGUCAGCACCUUAGAUGGACUUCAGGCUUUUGUGGAACUUAAAUCUUUCUUUCGCCUGUCCUAUUCAACUGAAUUCUUGGUUGAUUCAGAGGUACUUUGUGUAGAGACCUGUGCCUUUGCGUGUGUGUGCUGUUUCCUGAAGAUGUGACUAGUAGCCAUGAGUAGAAACGAACUUAAGCCUUCCUCUUUUACUGAAAAGAGCCUCUGUAUGUGUACCACGUUAGACAGCUUUACCGUUCCCAGAAAAUAGUGGAUUUUAUUGGCGCUAAUAUGGUGUGACUCUUGGUCCAAACUGUGCAGUCUUGCUGGGUGCAAAACCCAGCUUGAGGCUUUGGAUAACAGAAUCCUCCUAAACAGAGCCAGCACCCAGGUAAUUCUUAAUGCUAGUGAGCUCUCUGCUGAGGCCUCAUGGUGAACUUGAAUUUGGCUUUGUUGCUUGUGGACUACCUGAAACAAAGCCUCGCUGAGGUCCUUUAGUGUUGGCAUGGCAGAGGAGGAGGUUUGUGGGAUAAGUUGUUAAUUGCUAGUUUGCCCUAUAGUAAAGAGAACCUUUUUCACUGGUGGUGUAAUUGCUGGUUUUGCUGAAAGUCUAGAAUAAACAAAAAUUUCUUUUUGUUUGUUUGUUUGUUUUUUUUUCAGGAAAGAGUUGCUGUUUUAUAAGUAUUCCUAAUGUUUUUCUGUAUGCUGUAAUGACAGCACUUGCUGUUUGGUAUUAAUUUGCAUCAGGUUCCUAGUGGAAAAUUUUGAGGUGUCAGAGUGAACCUCUUGGCCCUGAGCAAUACGUUUUAUCGGGUCAGUGAAAGAGAUAGAUACCCACUGAAUAUUUUAUAGGCUGUUGUUCAACAAGCUAGCGUUAUUAUGCAGCUUAUAGUUCAGGCAAAGAACGUUCCCUUGCCUCACGCUGCUCCACUAUAAAUUGCUUCCUACAAUACAAACUAGCUGCAGUGCUGCCCUUAGCCAUAGUCUCUACCUAUUUCUUCAUUAAUAUUACUGUCUCCAGUACUCUGCUGUACUCCAGCACUGGCGUAAAGAUAUUGGUAUGCCAGUAAAACCGCUCUGCAUGCCUCUUCUGGCUGAAUAAGCUUAACGCCAAGGAGCAAAAUUUGUCGGUAUGACUCUUGCUCUGUUCUAUUCUUACCGUGCAUGUGGAGUAACCUGUCAGGAGUUGUCACCGGUAUCCCCAUGCUGCAUAUCUUUACUUGUAACUUCUAGCAAUGCAGAGGGCAGUCUGUUCUUCAUCUGCCCCUCGUUUCUGCUGGUCACAGGUAGUUCAUGGGCUUUAGUUAAGAUGAGCGGAACUGGAUUUUUUUUUUUUUUUUGGCAGAUUCAGCAUCUAGUCUUCUACCUGCCGGUUUCUCAAGUCUCCCUUGGUGAGUUGUUCUAACAAAACAUCUAGCUUAUUCCUACAGUCUAAUGCUGUGUAACAAAACCUCAUGGCAGGAUACAUCCUCCACUGUAUCCGUUAAUUUUCCUGGAAGUUCUUCUGAAGGGAAAGGAGGACCAACACAAUGAAAUGUGUUGGCUGUGCUGCAGAAAUGCAAGUCUGCCCCGAUAGUUAACAGCGCACGCUUCAUCGUGCAGGAGUUUAGGGAGAUAGUGCUUUAUCAUGGUAUGAUGGAUUUACCAGAGCACAACCACAAGAUGUUUGUGAGAUGUUCCGGUGCUAUGAACAGCGGGCAGGAAAGGUGCCUUUCAUUUCUGCCAUGAGAGCUCUUACUCUGGACACCUGUGUGAUGGCUCUCCUUUGCAGGUGUGGGAACAGAGGUGGGAGGAACAGAGGCCAUCUGUGGAGAAUAAGAACUGCAUGUCUCAAAACUGUCUUUCUGUUUGGGAUCAGAAGUCCUGAAAGAAGGUACAAGAAACCUCCUAGUGAAUGACUUAUGAACAAACAACCCGGGAGAAAGGGUUUCUUUUUGUUUGCAACGCAGAGCUUUAAAAGCUGAAAUCUCAAUAGACAACUUCCUACUUAUCACUGAUUAGUCUGUUUUACAAUCUUACAGGAUAUACUUGAAGCUGAGCGCAUGGUAACAGUGUAUUUACGCGUGAUAGGUCAUUAAGGCCUUUUAAAAACUAAUCCUUUGGAUUGUUUAAGGUGUUUUCAAUUUGCUUGCAGCCUUUCUACCCUGAUGAAGGGUUUGAAGGAGUAAAUGGGAGAGAGCCGCUUCAUUCUGCUCCUUGCUGUGACUCUAGGAAGUGGGUUUCUGUCGCUUUCCUUUCUGUAUCCCAUUCGGUACUCUUGAAUAUCCUCUUGGGCACCCUCUAAAGAGGUUUCUCCAAACCACACGCGAGAGGGCAGUGAGCCGUGUUCUUACGUGGCAGGUGACCCAGAGAAAGUAGUGAAAAGCAAGUAACCUCUGUAUUGCCUGGAUGAGAAGUGAGCGAGCUCUGUUUGCUGUAUUUCUUCACUCGUGCUGCUGCAGAGGUGGCUGACCUGUUUUGUAGUGAUACUUUUGUAUGAAAAUUAAAUGCAACUCUGUUUA
Messenger RNA from Chroicocephalus ridibundus (black-headed gull), 4254 nucleotides. It is a transcript of the gene C2H7orf25, whose product is annotated as chromosome 2 C7orf25 homolog. The record is from RefSeq and is a predicted model, not a curated record. Lineage: Eukaryota; Metazoa; Chordata; Aves; Charadriiformes; Laridae. Bases 172 to 1440 code for a protein of 422 amino acids. The transcript has 2 exons.